Encephalitozoon hellem ATCC 50504 is the source of this 1329-nucleotide messenger RNA. RefSeq lists its product as uncharacterized. Bases 1 to 1329 code for a protein of 442 amino acids. Lineage: Eukaryota; Fungi; Microsporidia; Unikaryonidae. The record is from RefSeq and is a predicted model, not a curated record. The transcript has a single exon.
AUGCUUAAUAUAGGAGACCCCACCAGAAUCAUCGAUAAGCUUAAGUCAUACAGGUCGGUGAAGAUAUUCAUGCCAGAUAUGCCUGCAAGCUUCUGUGCAGCCAAAAUAAUCACAGAAAUACUCCACAAGGAGCUCAUCAGAUUUGAGGUGGACUUCCAUCCAGAAAAGCCCAGGCUUUACUCAGAUUCAGAUCUUCAUGUGUUUAUCGAUCUGGACCCAGGUGAGUGCAGGAACGCUCUUCUGAUCUGUGAUCAAGAGAAGUCGUCGAUCCACGGGCCUCUGUUUAUCUGCACAUGCCCCUCCAAGCAGAUCCAUUCGUGUGUAUUAGCAUAUUCUUUGGCAAAGACCAUGAACUAUAUCACCAGUGAUAUCUUGUGGCCUAUAAUCACUUGCUUUGGAUUCUAUAGAAUGUUCACAAAGGAUACCACUCCCAUAGACGACCCGAUGAGCAAAGCCUACUUCUUAGACAACGUGUGCAAAGGCUGCAGGGAGCUGCAUGCAGACAUUGUGCUUGAGGUCCAGAGGGCAGGGAUUCUGACAGACAUAGACGGGAUAUACCACAUUGAAAGGCCUUACAUUUCUUUCUUGAACUUUACUUCUCUGUUCUCGGCUCUUCACAAUGACGUUCCAUUUGUCGUUGACAGAAAGAUCUAUUACAGGAAGGACAAGAAGGCUGAGUGCCGAAAAAUCCAUGAGUAUCUUGCAAGAAAGGGGAUUUCGAAAGAGGUCUCACACGAGCUAUAUGCAAACCUUGAAUACAACACAAAAGCAACAAUAGAGUCAUAUUUCCGAAGAAGCAAAUGCUUUGUAAAAAAGAUAGGACACGACGUUGAGGUGUCCUCCAUAGAGAACUUCUUUCUGAUCUGCUACCACUUGCUAAAAGGCUCCCGAGUAGAUGCUUUUAUAUGCCUGUCAGAGAGGGAGGCACCCAGGAUAAAAGAAAGCAUCAAGGUGCACCAUGAGCUCAUCUGGAUAUACAGAGACUGCCUUGCAAAUCUCCGUAGACUUGGAGACAUCCUGCUCUUUAGAAUCAACAUCUCUGGCAUCCUGAAGGAUAUGGGCAUAUGUGUUCUGCUCCAUCUCUAUGAGCACUACUUCGAGAUGUACAUAAGGAAAAGGCAUAACAACUCUUACAGACAAAUGAUCAUCAUGCAAGGAUAUCUUGAAAAUAGAUUUGUCCUGGCGACUAACGAUCCCUUCAUAAUUUCUGAGCUUGGCCAUGUGACAGAGAGAGUUGGGGAAUACAUUGUGAUGGAUAGAGAUGAGCUGUUUAUGAUCAUUGCUAAGCUAAAGACAAGGGCACAUGCAGCGCCUUCUGUCGGUGUUUAA